This is a messenger RNA of Galleria mellonella (greater wax moth), 4732 nucleotides long. RefSeq lists its product as uncharacterized. Gene Ontology annotation, cellular component: postsynaptic specialization; glutamatergic synapse. The record is from RefSeq and is a predicted model, not a curated record. NCBI's taxonomy places the organism in Eukaryota, Metazoa, Arthropoda, Insecta, Lepidoptera, Pyralidae. Gene Ontology annotation, biological process: signaling. Gene Ontology annotation, molecular function: molecular adaptor activity.
CAGUAGUCGUGCCAUACUUCUGAUGGGCUGACGCUCGCCGUCACAGGACUCAUCCUAUGUGCUCGGCAAUAUUGCGAGCCCACUCAUAGAGUCCUGUACCGGCCAGAGACAGCACUUAAUCCUUUGUAGUUCAAACAAAGAACGUUUCGGUGUUACACUGAUAAAACUACGCCCAGUGAUAAGUGCAUUCUUGAGCGUGAAGUCGCUUGAAACUUUAGUGUGAAAUUAAAAAAAAAAAAGACAGUGACUUAUUAGUUUCAAGAUUUUAGUGUUUAUGUUUAAUCUAGAUUUAUAUGAAAAUGGGGAAGAAGAAGAAAAAUAACUGCAAAAAGAGUGGCAACAGGUUCUUCCGGUGGAUGAGAAGUGACCUACCGGAUGAAGAGGACAAAAAGUCACCUGUGCUUCUCCUUGGCGUUAACAAGAUAACCGACUCUCCGUCUUUUGUGAGAAGGAGAUCUAUAGAACCUCAUACAACUGGAUCCAUUAGAUUUUUUAGACCACCAAAGUCUAAAUAUACGAGAGGUCUUCAUGGCGAUGAAAGAUUGGAAAAGAUCCGGCAAGAUCUCUUAAUUCAUAAACAUACGAACAAACCGGACAAUUACAUUCCAAAGGAUCACGAUAUAUCAGUAGAAAGGGAAGAGAAAAGAUGUCUCAGACUGAAUUGCGUUGGAAACUGCGUCUGUGAUGGGAAGAAGAGGUCUUCGAAUAGAGGCUCUUUCUCCUUUCACAGACCUGAGAAUAGGCAGUCUUCUUUGUGCCCCUCGGAACCGUACGGAAGAUCAGAGGAACCCAAAGACUUUUCAGAAAACGAUAUAGAAUUCAAAUACCGUGAACACAUUCCAAAUUCGCAACCUUCCAGCAGUAAACAGAGUUCGUAUAACGUCACUCCAAAAUCGACUGAACGCCGACAUUUCCUAUUGGCUAACCUAAAUGAAAGGUUUCGAAAGACGCUCAGUCUAGAUUCCCGGAAAGUGGAAACGAAUCGUGUACCGUUGAGUCUCCCAAAAGAAUCUCGUCCGAAAUCACUCGUUAACACCAGCAACCUGUGCGUUCAAAAUUUUAAAACUGGCGACCCGUUUGUGACGUCAAAUUUUGACAAGGCCAGCCAACCAAAGAAAAAACGAAAAUCGUUUUUUUCACUCGACGGUUUAUUCGUCAAAAAGUCCGAUACGUCCUCUGUAGACGAUUAUUGCUCAUCGAAAUAUAAGCGUUUCGAAUUAGAAAGCGAUGACUCUCCCUUAUUCAGACGAGACAAAUCGCCACGCAACGGUGAGAGAACGCCAGACCUCCUAAAUCUUCCGGUUAUUAUAGAUUCAGUACGCAAAAAGCAAUCGGACACAAGGAGGCAAUUGGAAAAACUAGAAAGUCAUUACUAUAAAAGUUUAAUUAAGUCGCGUACUGUUAUCGACGCUGUCCCCAAAGACGCCACCGACGUACAAGGCCCGAGCGGACAUACCAAUCAACUAUUCAACGACGACGAUGACGUCGAAUACAUUGAACCGAUUCGUAGCAACUUCACGAGUCAGAGCACGUUGAUAUUAGACAAAAACAUUCCAGGUGAUUUAACUUUGAAGCCUGAUUCGAUACUAACAAUUAAUACAGAUGAGACUGAUAUAAAGUUACCUAGUUCUACUGUUUCCCCGAAGUCCCACGAGGAGAGGACUGACAAUGAUCUGGAUAGUAUAGGGGCUUAUGAGAUAGAAGUUAAGGAGGCGGAUCUGCUUAAAGACUGUUCAAAAGACUUAACAGUGAAAGUCAUGGAUAAAUCUGUAGAUUCGAUCGGUAGUUGCUCUUUGGACGUCGACGCAAGCACGGAUUUUUCAGAUACCACAUCGGGAAGCUUGAAUCUCCUAACGCCGUCGUCGACGACAAGCCGUAUCCGGGACUUCACGUCCCGCAUCCAGGAGCGAGCGUCUAACCAACCCCCGCAAAUAACACCGAUAGCUACCCCCACGCGGACACUAGACGACGCCACACCCACUCCCAAAAAGUCAGAAAACCUCCUCAAGCCUCCCCCGAAAGUCCACAUCGAUGCUGGAAGUCAUAGGUCUCGAGGCCAUCACAAGAAACGGGACGAAGUAACCCACAAGAAGCCCAGUUACUUAAACCUCGCUUGCUCAGUAAACGGGUACACCAAUUUAACCACAUACGACUCCAAAUUAAGGCAAGAUAUCAACAAAAGUCGAGAAGCGUCGCCUAUAAGGCCGAUAACCCACACGUAUCAGUACAGAACAGAGAAUAAUUCGCUCCUCGUGCCAGUUCCGGUUAGCGCCAACAAACUGCUGGUCCCCACCUUCGGCCCUCAUGAUACACGCACGGAUUUGACAGCGAAAGCGCCUUCCAAGGCGCACACAGACCCGUAUCUAGCUUCUUCACCGCUACAUGUAUACAUGGCAGCCGAAAAUAAACAAUUAAAGAACGAUUUCCUAGGCCCCAGCAUGACGACUACCAGUAGAUCGUACAUUUCCAACGAGAGCAAAAAUUUCGCAUCAUCCAUGCUCCACCAGAAAGACGAGGUCGAUAACGCUAAAGAGCUAACGACGUUCAAGUCGAGUUACUCCGAAACGAACUUUCGGAAGACGGUUACGACCAACGGAAAAGAGUCUCGUUUCGUUAGCUCUGAAUCGUACACGAUAUCAUCGAAUGGAAUGUCUAAACGGGUAGAGAUAACUAAAGAAAACGGAGAAAAGUUGACCAGUCCGAUGAAGAGCUUUAUACAGCAGCGCGUCGAAAGACUAUACGGGCCUGGUGCACUCGCUCAGGGUUUCUUCAAUCAGAAACGGCAUAAACUAAAGAGCUUAAGCGAUGAAGACGAACCCAAGGUGUUGACGGAAAAAUCUAUGAACUGUCCAAGCGAGAGGUUCGUUACUCCUCGGAAAUCUGAAAGUUUCGAAAGUGAAAAUAUGUAUUCUAGUCCCAAUGGUGAAUCUGACGUGUCUUUGCCUGUGCUCAGGCAUCUGAGGCCAGAGUUCAGGGCGCAACUGCCUAUAUUAUCGCCAAAGAAGAGUGUCAAGCCUGAACUAUCACCUCAGAAGCCCGAAAACAUUCCAGUACCCGAGAAGACUGAAGCGAAACCGAGUGAUAUGAUUACAAAUGGUGUGUCUGUGAUAAAUUUGGACGAUUCGAAGCAAAACGAUGCAGUAGUUUGUGUUAAUGAGCCCGUGGUUAGUGUUAAUGGUGAAAAAAGUAAUGGUGUGAAAGAGCCGGUGAAAGAUGGACAUUAUUUCUUGGAUUUGGAGAAGAAGGAGACGGAGAGGCUGCUCGCGUUGUCAGUUACUGCUGAGAAGGAAUUGGAAAAUUUGCAGAACCAGGAUGUCAGUGAAGAGAUUCUUGGUUUGCUCCGUUCUGCCUCCGGUAAGGCUCGCCUGCUGGCCACACAGAAGAUGCAGCAGUUUGAAGGUCUCUGCUACAACAACAUCAACGAGCGGCUGGACGAGCCCUUCCCCACUACGGUGGAGGACCUCCAGGGAUUCUGGGACAUGGUGUGUCUGCAAGUGAAGAAUGUCGACGCCCUGUACGAACAUAUAGCGCAGCUGAAGGCCAACAAUUGGCAAGAGGUGUCCCCGCCGCAGCCUCGCGUGGCGGCCGCAGCCCCCGGCGCGGCGGCGGCUCCGCUGGCGGCGAGGGCGCGGCGUGCGGCGCCGCCCGCCAACAACGAGAGGGCUCGCAGGGCAGCCGAGAAGCGGGAGGCCGACAGGAAGGCCAUGCUCGAGCACAGGAGACGUGUGGCGCGCGAACGUCAGCAAGCGGCGCGAGCGGCCGCCCCGGGCUGCAGCCAGGAGACACAGGAUAUGGGCAUCGAAGGCAGUCAGGAGGUGGAAAUAUUUGUGGGCAAGAGCGCAAAGCCGUCGAAGGUGGCGCCCACCGGCGACUGCCGGAGUGCCAGCCGGUCUGAUGACUCCAUCGAGCAGAGCUGAUUCCACUGCCCUCGGCGACAUCAACUUAUCUACUGAAACUGCUCACGAUUAACAAAUAUUACCACAGACCUAGGACUAAAUAGAUGACGCAGUGCCAUGAAUGACGCGUGCCGAUUCUAUUGCACUUAAAAUAAAAAAAAAUCGAGGAUAUAAAAAAACAGGUUUAUAGUUUUUUGUAUAUUUCAUAUUUAAUAUAUAGUUAUUCGUAAAAAAUAAAUUCCUCAAACUAGUGUUGCAACUGUUGGAGUAUUUAGUAAAUUUUGUUUCAAAUUCAGCAUUUAAUAUGACAAAAAAGGCAACAUAUAAAUAAUUAUUUAAAAAAAUACAUACAGAAAAUUACAAUUAUCGUAAAAAACAUUAUUAUUUUUGCUAUUUAUUUAUUACAUACAAAUUAUUUCUUUAAAAGACAUACUAAAAAAUUUAAACACGUAACUGUAAUGUAUAUUUAUACAUGAAAUAUAUUUAAGAAAAAAAAGAUUGCAGUUUUUUUUUUUUAAAUAAUGUUUUGACACCGAGCAAAUUUUUGAUUAAAUAUUUUUGAUUAUUGGGCAUUUGUAUAAUUUAUAGCGUGAUAUAUAAUAGUAUUAAUUUACCAUCACGAUAUAAUAUGAAAGUGUAUGCAAAAUUGUAUGAAGACGUUAUUAAAUGUCGAUGCACGUCCACGAUAUUUUGGCGAAAAUCACCAGUUGCUUGUAUAUUAUUCUUGUAUUAAGUGGUGACGUAAAUUCGUUGUGAAAAAAAAAAUGGUUAAUUAUAAAAUAAAUUUAUUAGCUUUUUUUCUUAAAUACGACAGGCGUGUUUUUUUUAAUCUGCGU